Molecule: messenger RNA, 4566 nt
Organism: Myripristis murdjan (pinecone soldierfish)
Lineage: Eukaryota; Metazoa; Chordata; Actinopteri; Holocentriformes; Holocentridae
Gene: grm5b
Product: glutamate receptor, metabotropic 5b
Exons: 17
Coding region: 199-3945 (1248 amino acids)
Biological process (GO): G protein-coupled receptor signaling pathway
Cellular component (GO): membrane
Molecular function (GO): G protein-coupled receptor activity
Source: RefSeq, a predicted model, not a curated record
UAAUGGUCCCACCUUGAACUUAAAAGAAGAGGAAGAAGAAAGGAAGAGAGUAAAAAUCACCCACUUUCAAAAUCUCUGGUGUGCUGCAAACUCUUGCUAUGGCAAGGAACAGUUUAUCUGAAAAAAGUAGUUUUCUGUGACAGCUCUAAACUACAACAACGAGAUCUCUUCUUCCUGUUUGCUGCACGGACCAGUAAGAUGUUCUGGCUGCUGCUAGCUCUGCCCAUUUGGGUGGGGCCUGAACAAGCUGACUCUGCCCAGUCCAAUGAGCGGCGAGUUGUAGCACACAUUCCUGGUGACAUCAUCAUUGGAGCGCUGUUCUCUGUCCAUCAUCAACCCCCUGCUGACAAGGUGCAUGAGCGUAAAUGUGGGUCAGUGCGUGAGCAGUAUGGCAUCCAGCGGGUAGAGGCCAUGAUGCACACACUGGACCGCAUCAACUCUGACCCACACAUCCUCCCCAACAUCACCCUGGGCUGUGAGAUCCGUGACUCCUGUUGGCAUUCGGCUGUGGCUCUGGAGCAGAGCAUCGAGUUUAUACGAGACUCACUAGUCUCCUCUGAUGAGGCUGAGGAAUGGGGAGGUUCCUGGGGAGGAGGAGGAGGGGGAGGGAUGAGGUGUGCAGACCCCUCGGCCACUCCUAUGCGAGGGAAGAAACCCAUCGUGGGGUUGAUUGGGCCAGGCUCGAGUUCAGUGGCCAUCCAGGUUCAGAACCUUCUGCAGCUGUUCAACAUACCACAGAUUGCCUAUUCUGCCACCAGUAUGGACCUCAGUGAUAAGAGCCUCUACAAGUACUUCAUGCGGGUUGUACCCUCAGAUGCCCAGCAGGCUAGAGCUAUGGUGGACAUUGUAAAGAGAUACAAUUGGAGCUACGUGUCGGCCAUACACACUGAAGGAAACUAUGGAGAAAGUGGAAUGGAAGCAUUCAAGGACAUGGCAGCUAAGGAGGGCAUCUGUAUCGCCCACUCUGGCAAAAUCUGGAGUAAUGCCGGGGAGCAGAGCUUUGACAGGCUGCUGGAGAGACUGCGGGCUCACCUGCCCAAAGCCAGGGUGGUGGCAUGUUUUUGUGAAGGCAUGACUGUCCGUAACCUCCUCAUGGCCAUGAGACGCCAGGGUCUGGUGGGAGAGUUCCUCCUCGUUGGCAGUGAUGGCUGGGCAGACCGGUAUGAUGUGACAGAUGGUUAUGUGAAAGAAGCAGCUGGUGGUAUUACCAUUAAGCUUCAAUCUGCUGAUGUGAAGUGGUUUGAUGAAUACUACCUGAAACUUCGACCAGACAACAACCACAGGAACCCCUGGUUCCCAGAAUUCUGGCAGCAUCGCUUCCACUGCAGACUGAAAGGCCAUCCCCAGGAGAGCACCAAGUACAACCGGACAUGUAGCAAACGUGAAUCACUUCGGCAGCAGUACGCACAGGACACUAAAAUGGGGUUUGUCAUCAAUGCCAUCUACUCAAUGGCAUAUGGCCUACAUAACAUGCAGCAGGCACUCUGCCCAGGCUAUCAGGGCCUAUGUGAUGCCAUGAGACCUAUAGAUGGUGCUACACUGCUGGACUUCUUGAUGAAAACAAACUUCACGGGCGUCUCUGGCGAAGGAAUCCUAUUUGAUGAGAAUGGAGACUCCCCUGGCAGGUAUGAAAUAAUGAACUUCAAGAAGAUGGGCAAGGACUACUAUGACUACAUUAACGUGGGCAGUUGGGACAACAGGGGGUUGAAGAUAGAUGAUGAUGAAAUCUGGGCCAGCAAAGAUGUCAUCAUUAAGUCAGUCUGCAGUGAACCCUGUGCCAAGGCCCAGAUCAAGGUGAUCCGUAAAGGUGAAGUUAGCUGCUGCUGGACCUGCACUCCCUGUAAAGAGAAUGAGUUUGUAUUUGAUGAGUAUACUUGCCGAGCCUGUGACCUCGGCUCCUGGCCUACUGACGACCUCACAGGCUGUGACCCUAUCCCAGUGGAGUAUCUGCGAUGGGGGGACCCUGAGCCCAUUGCUGCUGUGGUCUUUGCCUGCCUGGGACUCCUGGCCACACUCUUUGUCACUGCAAUCUUCAUCAAGUUUCGGGACACUCCAGUGGUGAAAUCAUCCAGCAGGGAGCUGUGCUAUAUAAUUCUGGCAGGGAUCUGCUUAGGCUACCUGUGCACCUUCAGCCUCAUAGCCAAGCCCUAUGUCAUUCAUUGCUACCUCCAACGACUGGGAAUAGGCCUGUCACCUGCCAUGAGUUACUCGGCCCUGGUCACCAAGACCAACCGCAUAGCACGAAUCUUGGCAGGAAGCAAGAAGAAGAUCUGUACAAAGAAGCCCCGCUUCAUGUCCGCCUGCGCUCAGCUCAUCAUUGCCUUCCUUCUCAUACUCCUACAGCUGGGCAUCAUAGUGGCUCUCUUCCUCAUGGAGCCACCAGAGGUGAUCCAUGACUAUCCCAGCAUCCGACAGGUCAACCUCAUCUGUAAUACCACUAAUUUGGGGGUGGUGGCACCGCUGGGAUAUAAUAGCCUGCUCAUCCUCAGCUGCACCUUCUAUGCCUUCAAGACCCGCAACGUUCCUGCUAAUUUCAAUGAGGCUAAAUACAUUGCCUUUACCAUGUACACCACCUGUAUCAUCUGGCUUGCCUUUAUCCCCAUCUACUUUGGCUCCAACUACAAGAUUAUCACCAUGUGCUUCAGUGUUAGCCUCAGUGCCACUGUAGCUCUCUGCUGCAUGUUUGUACCCAAGGUGUACAUCAUCCUGGCUAAGCCAGAGCGUAACGUGCGCAGUGCCUUUACCACUAGCACAGUGGUGCGCAUGCAUGUGGGAGAUGGCAAAUCUUCGUCGGCUGCUAGCCGCUCCUCCAGUCUGGUCAACCUCUGGAAACGCAGGGGCUCUGCUGGAGAGACACUGAGCUCCAACGGAAAGUCGGUGUCCUGGGGGCAGACGGAGCGCAGCAGUUCGCGUGGCAACCACCUGUGGCAGCGGCUGUCCUUCCACAUCAAGAAGAAGGAGAACAACCAGACUGCCGUCAUCAAACCCUUCUCCAAAACCCCCGAGGGACGCUACUGUGGUGGGGGGGACCUGCCUCCCCAUGUCCCACUGCCCUCUCUCCCCUCCAUGCCCUCCCUUACCACCCUGCCCACCCAUCCUGAUACAGCCACUGACAAGACCCUAUACGAGCUCUCAGAAGCCGAAGAGAGGUACCCAAUCACGUACCGGCCACAGACCCCUUCACCAAUCAGCACGGUGAGCCAGAGAGUGGGGGCGGGACUGGGAGACGAGGCCCAGGUGAUUGGCAUGUCAAAAUACAUGGGCAGCAGUUGCAGCAGUGGGAGUGGUGGUGCAAGUGGCGGUGGCUCCGUUGUUUGUGGAGGGGCUGACAGUCGCAUGAUUUCCAACAACAACAACCCAGGGGAGUGUCAAGGUUCACUUAUGGAUCAGAUCAGCUGCGUGGUAAACCGCUUCACCGCGAACAUCACUGAGCUCAAUACCAUGAUGCUCUCACCUUCUCCAACACACUCACACACACACACACCUUCACCCCCACACCCCACUGACCCAUAUCUGUUGCCCCGUGAACUCCAGAUGCCCCCGACGCUCACCACCUAUGCUGAUGUUCAGCCUCUGCCCCCUGUCGAGUCUAGCUUGGGGGGGCGUAACAGCUGCCACGCCCACCCCAUGUCUAAUCCUCACUCACCUUACCCCCUGCCGCCUCCACACCCCCAAACACCCCCCUCUACCUCCCCUGUGCGAAGAGGCCUAGUCACCUGCCUCACUGAGUCCCCUCUGAGGAGGGUAGAGCUAGAGGAGGAGCUUAUGGCGCUGACUCCUCCAUCACCCUUCCGUGAUUCCCUGCCAUCCAGCAGUGGUUCACAGAUAUCAGAGUCAGGCCUGUGUCUCCCCCCGGCUCCCUCCCACCCACCCCCAUCUCCUCCAUCACCCAGGUACAGCAGACUGACCCUCAGAAACUACAGCCAGAGCUCCUCCUCGCUGUGAGGAAUGGACGAAAUGUAAAGGGAAAAGGAAGAAGUGAAGAGGAAAGCUGAGUAACAACACAGGCCGUUGUGAGAAAUGGGGCACAGGAAGAUGGAUAGACUGAAAUCCAUCCGUCCCUCAGUGAAGGGAAAACUGUGAGGUCAAGGACUGGUCUGUGAGGUCAUCAAACAGCAACAGUCUGUUGUGUUUGUGUUUACAUGUUUUCAGUGAGAUGCAAGUAUAAGACCCUCGCCGGCAUUGUAGUUUUUUUAGUGUUGUCUCUUUAGAGCGAGGACUCAAGGACUACAAAAAUGGCCACUAUAACUUUUCAUUGUUUUGGUGUCUGUAAUGCCAGAGAUCAUUCUCUAGAAGUCUACAGCAGUGAUGUAGGUUUUGGUAGUGGCCUUAAGGUAACAUGGCUAUCAUCUAAUUAGAGAACGUGCAUGUGUGCACAUGCGCAUGUGGGCGUGUGUGUGUGUGUAUGUGUGUGCGUGUGUAAGUGCGAGAGUGUUGGGUGUGUCAUAGCUGAUUAUGUAUCAUGACAGUGGCAAUGAAUGGUACUGAUGAGGUACUGUGUGCAAGACUCUUAUAGUUUAUGUGGACUAAGUAGUGGCCAUCAAGGGCGCAUAUCAAUUUGCUCUC